CACUCACCAAAAUCAUCAGCACACAAAACUAUUUACAAGCUUUUCAAGUUUUAACCAAUCCCAAACAAAUGGCCGGAGAAGGAGAAGUGAUCGCUUGCCACACUAUCGAAGUCUGGAACGAGCAGCUCAAAGCCGCCAACGAAUCCAAGAAACUGAUCGUGAUAGACUUCACCGCCGUUUGGUGCCCACCUUGUCGUUUCAUUGCACCAGUCUUCGUAGACAUGGCCAAGGAGUUCCUCAACGUUGUCUUCUUCAAGAUCGAUGUCGACGAAUUGCAAUCCGUUGCUAAAGAAUUCAAAGUCCAGGCAAUGCCCACUUUUGUCUUCAUGAGGGAAGGCGAAAUCGUCGACCGUGUUGUCGGAGCAAGGAAGGAGGAUAUCCAUCAGACGUUGAAGAAGCACGGUGGUGUUGUUUCUGCUUAA
Messenger RNA from Raphanus sativus (radish), 422 nucleotides. Its product is annotated as thioredoxin H5. The transcript has 2 exons. The coding region runs from base 69 to 422 and encodes 117 amino acids. The record is from RefSeq and is a predicted model, not a curated record. Lineage: Eukaryota; Viridiplantae; Streptophyta; Magnoliopsida; Brassicales; Brassicaceae.